UCCAUUCAGAAGAUUUGGCAUUAAUUGUAGUACAGAAUGUCAUUGUUCUUAUAACACGGCUUGCAACAGCAUCGAUGGAAUGUGCACAGCAGGAUUAUGCGAACCGGGGUGGUAUGGACAAUCCUGUAGUCAAGGUUGUCCAUUCAGAAGAUUUGGCGAAAAUUGUAGUACAGAAUGUAAUUGUUUUAAUAACUCGACUUGCGACAAAAUCAAUGGAAUAUGCUCAACAGGACUAUGCGAUCCGGGGUGGAAAGGACAAUCUUGUAGUCAAGUGUGUGAUAGUGGUACCUAUGGUAAUCAAUGUAGCAGCAGUUGUGGACACUGUGUAGAUGGUACGACCUGUAAUAACGUGAACGGAACAUGUUUUGGCGGCUGUAUUAAUGGGUAUUUCUAUAACGCAACAGACACACUUUGCAAAACUCCAUGCGAUGGAAUUCAUUUUGGGAAAGGCUGUAACAAGACAUGUCACUGUGAAUCUGGUAUACCGUGUAAAAAUGGUAAUGGUGAGUGUCCGAAUGGAGAAUGUGCAGCAGGAUGGACUUCACAAGCAUGCGACACAAUGUGCACAAAUGGAAGUUAUGGCUAUGAGUGCAAAAAUAUGUGUGGGAAAUGUGCAAACAGUCUUCCAUGCAACAACGUUAAUGGUACUUGUUCUGGAGGGUGUUUAGAUGGAUACAUUUUAACAGAUCACUUAUGCAAAACAACAUGUCAAAGCGGAUUUUACGGACAUAAUUGUUCAAAGCCGUGUGGACACUGUAACAAGGACUUGGCAUGCAACAUUUCCAGCGGAUUUUGUUUUCACGGAUGUAAUGCUGGCUUCAAUGGUCAUUUGUGUGAAACAAAUUGCGGAAACAGCACAUUUGGACCAAAUUGUGCCGAUCCGUGUCACUGCUCAGGCAAUUCACAGUGUGAUAUUUUUCAAGGAAACUGUUCAAAUGAAUGUGACAUCGGUUGGGCUGGUUUCAAUUGCAGUAUAGAUCUUAACAUCCUUCGGCGCAAUACAACAUCUGCAACAGCACUUCAGUCAAAGAUGUACAGCAACUGUAGCGCUCACCGUGCAAUUGACGGUAUAGAUGCACCAGUUAAUCCAUCCAAUGAUGCGAAUUUAUGUGCGGCUUGCAGCGUAGCACAAAGCAAAAGCAGUGUUCAUGUUUCAUGGUGGCAGUUGGACUUGGGGUCGAUGUUUCUUGUGAAGUUCAUAAAGAUAUUUGGCAGAUCUAGCAAGUAUUUAGAGUAUAAUUUCGUUAAGUCACUGGGCAGUUUUGACACAGAAUUGCUUUACAAUGAGAAAUUGUGUUAUUAA
This is a messenger RNA of Ruditapes philippinarum (Manila clam), 1303 nucleotides long. Its product is annotated as protein draper-like. The transcript has 8 exons. Lineage: Eukaryota; Metazoa; Mollusca; Bivalvia; Venerida; Veneridae. Bases 80 to 1303 code for a protein of 407 amino acids. Gene Ontology annotation, molecular function: scavenger receptor activity. The record is from RefSeq and is a predicted model, not a curated record.